AUGGACAUCUUGCCCUCAAUUAUUUCUAUAAUAAUGGAGUACACAGUUAAACCUGUUGGGCGGCAAGUGGGUUAUCUAAUUCACUACAAAAGCAACUUGAAAAAUCUAAGGAGCAAAUGGGAGAACUUUGAUGCUGCCAAAGACAGUAUGAAGCAUAUGGUUGAUGAAGGCGAAAGAAAAGGUAAAAGAGUUCGUACUGACGUCAAAAAAUGGCUGACAGAAGCGAAUGAGAUGAUUCAAGAGGCAAAGAAAUUAUUGGACGAUGAAGACCAUGCAAAGACAAAGUGUUUCCGUGGAGUAUGUCCUAAUCUGGUUUCUUAUCAUCAGGUUAGCAGGAAAUCAGCAAAAUUAACAGAAAAGAUUGAACUCCACGAUGACCAAAAAGAAAAGUUUACCAUUGUUUGUUACAAUCCUCCCCUAGAAGAGAUAUGUGCCAUGCCCUCUCAAAACUACAUGCCCUUUGAAUCAAGGAUUUCAAUGGUGAAGGAAAUCAUGAAGGAACUGAAAAAUCCUGAUACCAACAUGAUUGGGGUGUACGGAUUGGGUGGUGUUGGGAAGACCACACUCUCCCAAGAAGUUUAUAGACAAGCUACGAAAGAGAACUUAUUUGAUGAGGUGGUUAUAGUCUUGGAUGUGAAAAAGUAUCCAGACUUGGAAAAAAAGGAAAGAAUUCAAAAAACAAUUGCUGAAAAGUUAGGUAUGGAUGUUGACGAAACUCAGGAUAUGGAAGCGAGGGCAAAGCAUCUAUGGAAUAGAAUAAAAGACAAUAACAUUUUUGUAAUUUUAGAUGAUGUCUGGGAAGCAAUUGAUUUGGAGGCUUUGGGACUUCGCCCAAUGGCGACUUGUAAAAUAUUGUUGACAUCUAGAAAUCGAGUCUCUGAGAUGAAUAUGGAAAAAGAGUUUCGGCUUGAAGUUUUAAGCGUGGAAGAAAAUUGGAGUUUAUUUGAGAAGAUGGUAGGUGACGUUGUUAAAGAUGACCGUAUACAUGAAGUAGCAACUGAAAUAGCCAAAAAAUGUGGAGGUUUGCCGGUUUCAGUUGUUGCAGUUGCAAGGUCUCUAAGAUCAGCCACUACUUUAGAGGAAUGGAGAGUUGCCUUGAGGGACUUCAAAAGUAUUGACGAACAGGGAUUGACAGAAUCAGCCUACUUAACUUUAGAAUGGAGUUACAAUCGAUUGGAUGCCAACGAGCUUAAGCCAUUGUUCUUGUUAUGUGGAAUUAUUGCAGGGGGUGGCUGUACAAUUUCUCUCAGUGACUUGUUGAAAUAUGCUAUGGGUUUGAGUUUGGUGAAAAAUGUUGAUACAGUGGAAGAGGCACGGGAUAAAUUGAUUUCACUAGCUAAAAAACUUAUUAAAGAUUAUUGUCUGUUGCUAGGCAUUGAUGAUGAUGGAGAUAUUAGAAUGCAUGAGCUUGUACGAGAUGUUGCUAUGGUGAUUGCAUCUAAAGAUAAUCACGCCAUUGCAAAAGCAUAUGGAGAUGAGCUGAAAGAAUGGCCAGAUAGAAAUUCCCUUAAAAAAUGCACUCCGAUCUCCUUAAAAUCUUGCAAGAUCCCCAGACUUCCUAAAGUACCUUGGGUAUGCCCAGAAUUGAGAAUUUUUCAUUUGGAAAAUCAUAAUAUUGAUGACUCCUUGGAAAUCCCAGGCAACUAUUUUGAAGGGAUGAAGGAACUCAAAGUGUUGGAUGUAACCAGACUGCGAAUUCCGUCAGUGCCGCCAUCUCUUCAAUCCCUAACAAAUCUUCAAACUUUGUGUUUAGAUCAGUGCGUGUUGGGGGACAUAGCUCUAGUUGGACAGCUACCAAACUUGAAAAUUCUUAGCCUUAUACACUCCCAGGUUAAAGAGUUGCCCAAAGAAAUAGGGCAAUUGACUCAUCUACAAUUGUUGGAUUUGACUGAUUGCUCUGAACUUGUACUGAUCCCAGCUGGCGUUAUAUCAAGCUUGACAAGUCUAGAAGACUUGAGAAUGGGAAGCUUUAAGGAAUGGGAAGGAGGUUUAAAUGAUGGAAGAAGUAAUGCGAGCGCGUCAGAGCUGAAACAAUUGCGUCAACUAACUGCAUUAGAGAUACGUAUUCCAGAUGCUAAGCUUCUUCCAGCAAACAUGUUCUCGGAUACAAAGUUAGAAAGAUACACCAUACUUAUUGGUGAUUGUUGGCUAUAUCCUAAAAAUUACAGAACCUCCUCUAACAAGUUAAAACUCAAGCUCACUACGAACAGUCAAUUCGACCAAGGUAUAAAAUUGCUGCUAAAGAGAUGUGAACAUUUGGACUUGGAUGGGGUGGAGGCUGCAAAUAUGAUUUUCUAUAUAUUAGCAAGUGACAGUGGUAAACAACUGAAGAAUCUCCAUGUCCAAAACAAUGAUGUUGUUACAUCUCUCAUUAACUCGAGUCAUGCCUUCCCCAACUUGGAGUCACUAUCUCUUUACAACCUUGUUAAUUUGGAAACUGUAUGUUGUGGCCAACUCAUAGCUCAGCCUUUUCAAAAGUUACGAUAUUUGACUUUGCGGAAUUUGCCAAAGCUUAUUGGUUUCUCCUCCAAAGGGAGCACGUCAGUUGUAAGUACAGAGGCCGAAGAAAUCAUUUUGGAGAAUGAAAUUGGUGGACCCACGAAAGUUUUCAUGAAUGGGGAGGUUCUGAUACCCAACUUAACACGCUUGAUCUUGAAUCAAUGUGAUGGUUUAAGAUUCUUGUUUUCUUGUUCCAUGGCUAGACGUCUUGAGCAACUCGAACAUCUUGAGAUAUCCACAUGCCAAAUGAUGGAAGAGAUAGUCUCAGCAACAUAUGACACGUCAACCACUCAGUUGAAAACUUUUGAGUGCCCAAAUCUUGAUUUUGUUGAGAUAGAUGCGUGCGAGAGGUUGAUAAAUAUAUUUCCAGCCUCGGUGGCCAAUAGUCUUGAACAACUAACGAAGUUGAGUGUUGAGAACUGUGCCUUUUUGGAGGAAAUUGUUGCCAAGGAAGGAGUAGAAAUGACACCAACUGAGGAGUUUGUGUUUCCUAAUGUAACAUUUGUGCACUUUGAACAUCUUCCCCAAAUGAGGAGUUUCUAUCCGGGGCUGCAUGUUUCCAAGUGGCCAUUACUCAAAGAGUUGAGAUUCGAUCAAUGUGGUAAAGUGGAGAUUUUUGCUUCCGAAUAUUCAAGAUUCCAAAAAAUACUUAAUUCGGGUGCAUCAAUCAUACAACCUUUUUUGUUAGUUGACAAGGGUAAUCCAUUCCCCAACUUGAAAGUAUUGGACUUGGACGAGAACACGAAGAUUUGGAAUGAAGCGCAUGGUCCACUCCCAGCAGAGUUGUUUAUCAAUUUAAAAGAGAUUGUAUUUUCUUGUGCACACCCCCAGUCAUUUCAUUUCCUUGAGAAAUUACGUAAUCUUGAAGAGCUCCAUGUUUAUAAUGGUCCUUGGAAAGAAAUAUUUGUGUAUGAAGGAACUUGUAGCGGGGAAAUAGAUGCAGUUGGGAGGACCCUCCCGCACGUAAAGAAUUUGUGUCUCGACCAAAUGGAGGAGCUGAUGCAUCUAGGGAAUGACACUUCCGAAUCAAUUUUCCCAAACUUGGAAAUUUUGAAGGUGUACAGAUGUGCAAAAUUAAAGAAUGUAACUUCAUCCGCAAUAUCCUUUCGGAAUCUAACCACUUUGGAUGUAUGGCGUUGUGGCGGACUGAAAUACUUAACAACUUAUUCAGUGGCUAAAUGUUUACAGCAACUCAAAAUUUUGGAAGUUGAGUACUGUGAAAGCAUGAUAGAGAUAGUAGCAAGCAACGAAGAUGAACAAGAUUCAGGAAAUUAUUACGAGAUUGCUUUCAGUUCCUUGCAACAUUUGAAACUUUAUGAUCUACCAAUUCUGCAAGGCUUUUGCUCAUCAGAAAUUUUCACUAUCAGGGUCCCAUCAUUAAACUCCUUAAUCGUCGAGAAAUGCCUGAUCGAGUUGAAGAUUUCCCCUGAUAAGUCACUGAUCCAAAGUAGUUCAAGACCAGAAAGACUACAAAUAACAGAGGAAGUGGAAGAAGAAAAAGAAAAAGAAGAAGAUGAUGAUGGCAAUGAAACUGGAGGGAAGCAGCUGAUUGCCCAUACAAGUUAGUGCUGCAAGACUCCAUAUUCCAUAGUUUGCACCACAAGUCCUAAAUAGUUUCACUCUUGCAAGCGGCCGCCCCAUGGCACAGGCCGAAGAAUUUGGAAAUGGUUGUGUGAUUUGUGUUGGCAUUUAGGCAUUCCAAUUCCUGUUGUGUUAUGCUUGUGUUGCCAUCCAUGUCUAUAACUGGUUUGUGACAGAAGUGUGAUUUAUAUCGGAGCUCUGUUGGUUUUGGAACCUCAAGUCCUUACUUUUGGCUUUAGGGAUUGGUUCAUGUCCCUUAGCUCUGCUAUUGUGCUGGUUGCAAAUGGAGGCUUCAUCUGUGAACUCUUUUGUUGAAUGUUUUUUUCCUGCUGUGUUCAGUUGCACCAAGUGCUUGGGAAAUGCUUACUCUGUGAUUUGUGCAAUUCAAUAAAUUGUAAUUAAAUUCAUAAAUCUUGGUAUUUCUUCCAGUACUCUGCUUUUUUACAUGUCUCUUUUGUUGAACCCUCAAACUCAUGAAGUUUAUCUCAACGACAUUUUCU
Molecule: messenger RNA, 4580 nt
Organism: Prunus avium (sweet cherry)
Lineage: Eukaryota; Viridiplantae; Streptophyta; Magnoliopsida; Rosales; Rosaceae
Source: RefSeq, a predicted model, not a curated record